AUCCCACAAAUAGCUCCCUUAUUAUGAUUAAAUUUAUUUAUUAUAUUCUCAGCUACAUUUAUUAUGUUCAUUAUCUUAAAUUAUUUUAUUAAAGUACCCUCUAAAAUUGAAGCUCCCUCUACUCAGUUGCAAAAAACAGAAAUAAAUUGAAAAUGAUAA
Molecule: messenger RNA, 159 nt
Organism: Penaeus chinensis
Lineage: Eukaryota; Metazoa; Arthropoda; Malacostraca; Decapoda; Penaeidae
Source: the annotation of a RefSeq genome assembly